Messenger RNA from Pseudovirgaria hyperparasitica, 3078 nucleotides. RefSeq lists its product as uncharacterized. The record is from RefSeq and is a predicted model, not a curated record. Gene Ontology annotation, biological process: piecemeal microautophagy of the nucleus; protein localization to phagophore assembly site; autophagosome assembly. Gene Ontology annotation, cellular component: phagophore assembly site; extrinsic component of membrane; Atg1/ULK1 kinase complex. The transcript is spliced from 3 exons. Bases 239 to 2932 code for a protein of 897 amino acids. Lineage: Eukaryota; Fungi; Ascomycota; Dothideomycetes; Acrospermales; Acrospermaceae.
CUCGUAAUCGCCAGCUCUGCCAUAUUUGCAUCUUCUGCUACUCCUCCACAGUACCUGUGCUGAUUGCAUACCUUCUUGUGUCCUCCACUCGUCCUCGCAGCUCGUCAUGGAGUGUCUGGACGUUUGCCUAUCGCUUAUUUGAUACUACGACCAUAACCAUUCACAAUACACAACGAGACAUAUCAUUUCACACCGGUUCGAUAGCUCUGCCAUACAACUUCAUUGUUAUCGUCCCACCAUGCAUCAGCAACCUCGACAUCCACCGAGGUCAGCUUCGGCUGCGACCAAUCCACAAACCAACCCUACCAGGACCAACAAUCCAAGGGAUACAAAUCAUAACAUGUCUCCUACCGAACAUUCACCAUACCCAAAUAGAGACGAUGAUGAAGAUAUACGCUCAGACGAGACUGGUGAUAGACUCUCGGAGAAUGAAAAGAAGGAUCUCACCAGGGUCAGACAAGUCAUCCAGCAGUUCUUUAAUAAAGCAGCCUUACUAAUAGUGUCUGCUAGAGCAGUGCUACCCCAGAGUAUGAACCAGGAUGGCAACGUAAAACAGAACAAAUGGUUCAACAUCGUUGUCGAUGACACUGACGCUCUUUCUGAGAGUCUGGCAGACUGGAAAGGCCUGGACAUCCUAAACGAGCUCCCUCCUCGGCUUUGCAUCGAGACCUAUGUCGAUUUGAAAGACCUUGGCAACAAACAAAUACUCGUAGCAAAUGAUGAUCGAGGAAAACGAUGGAACGUAGGAGAGAUGCUCAAUCAACCCAUGUCUCCGCAUUCACCGUUGCCUAAACGGAACGAAAGAGUGACACAGCUUCUCUUGGAGCGAUGGAUCGUUGAGGUAAAGGAUAAGGAGACUGCGUCCCCAGCAUCUCUCAGGGAUCCUUUGCCGAAUGUCUACAAAAAGGCAGUUGUCUUGUUCAGAUCAUUGUUCACGGUGACACAUAUGCUUCCGGCAUACAAAUAUUUUAAGAGACAAGCUGGUGCUCAUGGCGGGCUCAAGCUACGGUACCGGAUAUCCAACGAUAUCUUUAAGCAUCCGAGGCGAGACACUCUGCAUAUCCCUCUUUAUGAAACAUCUGAGCCUGUUGUUGAGACACAAACAUUCGCGCCCUCAAACUCCCCUAUUGGACCCUUGAGCAUUUCCGUGGUAUUUAGGGUGGACUGCGAUUUACGUGUUGACGAUCAGGAAUCACUCCUGAGCUCACAGUUCAUGGGUCUGGACGAUAACUACUUCAAGCCUUCACUGGGACACGCCGGCAACGAGCAAAGCGCCGUACCUGGCUCUUUACCUGUGAACCGAGCUAAUCAACAAGAUCAGCCAGAUCGCAGCCAGGCUUAUGGAAGCAUGUCCACGUUCCAUCAGGUUGGUCCUGCUGGCUCAAGCCCAAUAUCCGCUCUUCGGGCUGUUAGAGAUCAGCCUUCGAGGUCGCCCGUAGAGGCUUCACCGAGAGAACCCACAACCCUCCAUCCAGGUCCAGAGCGGAGAUCAUCCCUACGGGCGGGCGGGGUUGGAACUCGCCGACCCUCAGUAUCAUUCCAGGCCUUCAAGGCAGGAUCUCUAUCGUCCUCGCCUGCCAUCGGUACCCCUGUGCUCCAUUCGCCUAGCAGUUCAGUAGGUCGAGGGACGAGUGCUGCGCCGUACACUCAACCAAGAAACAGGACAUCCCUCACUGCGUUGCCCCAGACCGCGCUUAGAACGCCGUCACUACCAAAUGAAACCGCCAUCGCAUCGUCAGCAUCAGGAUCCCCAAAACCAGCACCAAUAAACAGAUAUAGUAGCAGUUUCGGACAUCGAAGAAGCAAGUUCUCAUCUGGCGGCGGCUCGAAGACUGAAGAUGAUAACAUCAGCAGCGGGAAAGCCAGUGUUUCGUCCGCCCAGCCUGGAUCCAGUAUGAUGAAUGAGGGUGAAGGUGGAAGCUCUGGGUCCAUGCAAACAGAUGAUGAGAACAUAUCCGAUUUUCUCAAACUUCUUGAUUCCAAGAAAGACCUACGAAGCUUCAAUCGUCGUGACUCGGCAUCUCGCGACGCAGCAAUGCGUAGGACCACUGCCGCAUUGUCAACCUAUCAGAAAAUGCGCGACUCGAAUGCUGUGCUCUCGGACUCAAUGUCCUCGUCACUCCUCCUUCACAGGUCAUCAUCAUCGUCAAGCCGACAACUGUCUUCUGUCCCUCCAAUGAUCGCAGGUACCUCCGUGUCAACUUCCUCAUCACCUGGGAAACCGAUCUCGCCGCACACCCCUCAUACACCCGCCAUACCCUCUCGAUUAUCUGCUAACAGUGUCGCCGACUACGACCAGCCCCACCGCUCCCGCUCACGAGGCCGUGUCAUCCCCCGACCAAUCAAUCCAUCUACAUCCCGACCAGAAGAGGAAGCUGAUCCGCCGCCUGGUGCGUCCGAAGCCAUCGACAUCCCAACUUCGCCUCGCGCUUGGCCCUAUAUACGCCGCUCUAGCUCUGCAGCUCAACAACAGCGCACGCUCGAAGACGACGCGGACAUUUACGGCCUACGCAGCGCCAGCGUGCCCGCUGAAGAAGGGCCUCAUCUCAGCCUCAGCGAACUUCUCCAACAUCAUGAAUCCAGCCCGGCGGCAGCGCACCAAGCAAGCGCUGACGCGAGUGACGAACGCACAGUCCCACGUAACGUCGUUCUACCUACGAGUCAAGACGGCGAAACCGAGCAUCGUACCGGUCCAGCGCUACGCAGUAGGGGAAGCUACACGCGUGGAGUUACAACACGGAGUAGUCGUUACAGCUUCAGUUCACGUGCCGGGCAUGCGUUGGAUGACGACGAGCCGUUGUUGUUCGACAUGAGUGAAAUCGGGAACGCGACGAGGAGAAGUGUUGAAGAAGGAAGAGGUGGUACAGCUAGUGGCACUGCGGGACUUGAUCGAAGACGUGGGGGGUCAACGACGAGAUCGCCAUGGCUAUAAAUGUGAUGGGGGUCAAGAGUUCUCUGGUCGAACGAGGACUAUAUAUUGGGCUUAAAAGACGAUCAAGAAUCUUCAAAGAAUCGCGCAUCGAAGGGCCGUGCAUACCACAAAACAAAACGCAAACGAAACAUUUUCAAAUUCACGAU